Molecule: messenger RNA, 1722 nt
Organism: Trichoderma virens Gv29-8
Lineage: Eukaryota; Fungi; Ascomycota; Sordariomycetes; Hypocreales; Hypocreaceae
Exons: 6
Coding region: 1-1722 (573 amino acids)
Molecular function (GO): flavin adenine dinucleotide binding; oxidoreductase activity, acting on CH-OH group of donors
Source: RefSeq, a predicted model, not a curated record
AUGUCGUCAAAGGUCUCACAUGAGGAGGUUGUGUCCAAGAUUCAUCACUUCGUUAUCGUUGGAGGUGGCACAGCUGGCCUCGCCCUCGCCACACGCUUAUCGGAAAACCCAAAGUUUAACAUCCUCGUCCUUGAAGCAGGCGAGAAUAGACUAGGGGAUCAUAAGAUCGAUAUACCCGCUCUAAUGGCCCAACUCUACGAGGACUCAGAAUAUGACUGGUCAUUCAAGUCUACCAAGCAGCAUGCUUUGAACAACCGUGUUGUAGCCCAGCCGAGGGGAAAAGUUCUCGGAGGCAGUUCCGCCAUUAACUUCAUGAUGGUAGCAUACCCAAGUGCUCAAGAUAUAGAUAACUGGGAGAAGCUCGGCAAUCCUGGCUGGAACUGGGCCUCUUUGUUGCCAUAUUAUCGUAAAUCCGAAACAUUCAACCAACCCUUAGCGGAGACCAAAGCUUUCUUGGGCGCUGAUGUUUUCAAUCACGAGAUUUACGGUAAGGAUGGUCCGAUUAAGCUCACGGUUCCCCAUUGUACGAGCCAGGUUGAUGCUGCUUGGACUACAACGCUGAGAAAUCUGGGGCUUGGAGCGAAGCAGGAUCCGCGGGAAGGCCAAACACUCGGGGGAUACGCCGUGCUCAAGUUCAUCGAUCAAAGUGCGCAGCGGAGCUACGCGGCGUCGGCUUAUUACGCACCCAAUGCAUCACAAUUAAAAACGACGGUCAUCACCGGCGCUCAUGUUGUUAAUAGAAUCAUUCUUGAAGCAGUGGAGGGCGAUAAAAUUAGGGCGGCAGCUGUGUCAUUCAUGCUACUGGAAAUAUCCGGAAUUGGAGGAUUCCGAGUGUUAAGUAAUGCCGGUAUCAAGGUUGUUGUAGAUAACCCUAAUGUGGGGGAGAAUAUGCAGGACCAUCCAUUGGUGCCUCUCACCUAUGAAGCUCAAGAUGGCCUUCCUACUGCCGAGACAAUUCAGCAGCCGGGCGUCCUGGCCUGGGCCAUGGCAGAGUGGCAGUCUGGCCCUGAUGGAGACCGAGUCAACAAGCUUCUCAGGCUUUCAGCCACGAGGUCCACCCUGAAGCAAAUACAUUUCAAGAUUCUGGAUGAGCUAUUAGCUGACGAGAAGGAGGCCGACAUCCAAAUCAACUUUGCCCCUGCAGGUUUCAACCCAUAUAUCGGUGAAUCAAUGGCUGGGCUAUUCCCACAUACGGACUCCGGUAACUAUCUUGGAUCUGUAGCUGUUGUCACACAUCCAUUUUCUCGCGGCUCGACGCAUAAAAUUUCCUCAGACCCUAAGAUGCAUCCCAUUAUUGAUCCAAGAUACCUCUCUGACGAGGUAGAUUUCGAGAUGAUGGUCGACGGACUAUUGUUUAUACAGAAGAUCGUUGAAACUGCGCCAAUGGCCGAUAUAGUCAAAACUAACGAAGAUGGCAAUGGCAAAAGGAUACAGCCAGGUUAUAAGAUUACCAGGCCGCUUGAUCGAGCAGCGGCAGAGAGUUUAGUAAGGCAAGCCACAGUAUCUUCUUGGCAUCUCAUCGGAACAUGUUCGAUGAUGCCGCGGAACGCUGGCGGCGUAGUUGACCAUCAGCUGAAAGUCUACGGAGUCGAGCGCCUCAGAGUCGUUGAUGCAAGUGUGAUACCUCUUCAUGUGAGAGGAAAUAUUGCCAGCUCAGUGUAUGCCAUCGCUGAGAGAGCAGCAGAUAUGAUCAAAGAGGAGUGGCAGAUAGAUACAGCGUAG